Messenger RNA from Fulvia fulva, 1857 nucleotides. RefSeq lists its product as uncharacterized. The transcript has a single exon. Gene Ontology annotation, cellular component: centrosome; cytoplasm. Bases 1 to 1857 code for a protein of 618 amino acids. Lineage: Eukaryota; Fungi; Ascomycota; Dothideomycetes; Mycosphaerellales; Mycosphaerellaceae. The record is from RefSeq and is a predicted model, not a curated record. Gene Ontology annotation, biological process: cytoskeleton-dependent intracellular transport; cytoplasmic microtubule organization. Gene Ontology annotation, molecular function: dynein light intermediate chain binding; microtubule binding.
AUGAGCUCUCCCGAGCCGGACUCGCUCGGCGACAGUCUGUUGGCAUGGGUCCAAUCAUUUGAGGAUGGAAAGCAGAUUGAGACGUUGGGUGGGUUGAGUGAUGGAAAGACACUAUGGGCUAUACUACAAGACGUAGACCCGAACUUCUUCUCCGGCAGUCUCCCCGAACCUGACCUCGACCCAAGCAGCGAUUGGACGCGGAAAUGGCAGAACCUCAAGCACCUGGAGAAACAGCUGUCCAUAUACUACCGCGAUGUCUGCAACGAGCAGAACCAGGCCGUGGGGGCGUCGACGGGUCCCGACCUCAAAGCCAUUGCGGCAGAUGGAUCUGUCCGUGAUUUGGAGAAGUUGAUCAUGGAGAUUAUAAGAGCAGCCAUGGCGUCGCCCGAGUCGAACCAGAUGAUGGGAAAGAGGCUGAUGGGUCUUGGGAACGAGCAUGCUAUGGUGAUAGCGUAUGAGAUCAGGAGGAUGCAGGAAGAUGAAGUGACGGAAUCAGAGACACCGAGUCGGGAUGAGUCGGCAUAUCAGUCUGAGCAAGAGGCGCCGGAGACACCUAUACAGCCGAGGCAGACAGGUCUGACGGAUGCGAGUGGGCCAAAGUCAGCUCCAAACGGGGAUCUUUUCUCGGAUCCACUGUUGGAACGCGAAGAGGAGUUACUACAAGCGCAGGCUACGAUUGAGAAGCUGCAGGCUAGUCAUAGGGAAGCACAGAGACAGUUGCAAGAACUGCGGAGUGACAAGGAACAGCUUCAAGAAGCUUUCGAUGCAUAUCGAUCAGACCUUACGACGAAAGGACGAAAAGCUACAGCAGACGAUGACUUCAAGAAGUUACAACGCCAAGCGGACAGCGACAGAUCGUACAUUGAAGACCUCGAGACCCAGCUCCAGUCAUCCAAGGACGCGGUGGACAACUACGAACGCCAGAUCCAACGUCUGAAGGCAGAGAAUGAGGCGAACCAGAAGUUCAAGGAUGAUCUGCAGAUGAUGCGGGUAGAGAAUGAAGAUCUUAGCCAGAAAGUCAAAGCUAACGAGAAUCUGAAGAAGAAGAUUCAGGCACUGCAAGAGCAAGAGAAGGCCACUGUAACAAUGCGCGAAGAACUCAAGCAGGCGCAUGAAAAGCUUGAUGAGCUUGAACGUAUGAAGCAGAUGCAAGCAAGCCUUGAGAAGGAGAUCAUCGAAAAGAAGGGUUUGAUCAGGAACCAAGAGUAUCAGAUCAACGAGUUGACCACGACUCGCAAGCAUGCCGAAUACGACGCGCGAGUAUUGGCCCAGAAGCUCGAAGCUGCUCGUGAGCGGCAAGAUCGUGACCACGAGAUGAUCGAGGAGAUGCGAGCAAAGCUCAAUGAAACACAUCCAGACGAUGAAGUUGAUGUGGAGGCGCCACCCAAGAAAGAUUCAUCAGAAGAACCUGAAAAGAAGACUACACCUCCCAAACCCGACGACAACAAACAAUGGCUGGAAAAAGUCACCCUGCUCAACCAACAACUCGAAGCAGCCGACAUCCGCCUCAAACAAGCCGCCGACCGCAACGCGAAACUCGAAGAAGGCCAGCGCGGCCACUCAGCAUCAACCGAAGAACGGGAGAAAGCCGAGCGCCAACUCGAAGAACGGGACGCGACUAUUAUGGAGCUGCGCAAACAGCUCGAGACGAUGGCGAAGGAGCCGAAGGAAGCGCCGCCGCAGGAUAUUGCGGUGCUGCAGAGGGAGAAUCGGUUGAUGACGACGGCGUGGUACGAUCUUUCGGGCAGGAUUCGGAAUAAUGGGGUUAGUUUGGGGAGGAGGAGGCAGGAGGCGAAGAGUUGGAUUGGGAAGCAGAGGCAGCUUGUUGGGCCGGGGAGUGGGGUUGUACAUCGAUGA